Diversispora eburnea is the source of this 297-nucleotide messenger RNA. Lineage: Eukaryota; Fungi; Glomeromycota; Glomeromycetes; Diversisporales; Diversisporaceae. The record is from the annotation of a GenBank genome assembly.
AAAGUAGAUUGGGAUGAAGAAAGGUGUAAAAAGAUUCAAGCAGUUGGAAUAAUACACGCAGGUACAUUUUUCAUAUGUUUACGUGAAUCUAUUAGAGUUUUAUUUGUACCAUUAAUAUUUGAAUUAUUAUCAUUCCCGUUCGUUGUCCCACGUGAGACCGUGAUCGAAGAUUCUAAACCAGAACCUCCUGAAGUAUCUGAAGAAGAAGUGGUUCCGGAACCGGAACCUGAACCUGUAGUCGAUGAAGAAUGGCAAGAAUCAGAUGAGGAUGAUCUAGAUGCAUUGCCGGGUCCAUGA